This is a messenger RNA of Caenorhabditis angaria, 2657 nucleotides long. The record is from the annotation of a GenBank genome assembly. Lineage: Eukaryota; Metazoa; Nematoda; Chromadorea; Rhabditida; Rhabditidae.
AUGAGUUAUGAUGUGAGUUUUUCAGGGCUUUUUUAGGCCGGCCCAAAAUUUUCAGGCCUUCUUUUUUUUGCAGGGCUUCGAGGAGGAUCGAAUGGGUCUGAAAAUCCAGUCUGAAACUAUUGAGUUGACCAAAGAUGAGAAGGGAUUGGUUGGAAUAUCAAUAGGUGGGUAGCGGGAUCGAACCCUGGACCUUUUACCUGCUAGACAACACUUUUACCGACUGCGCUAUUCAUUCUUGGGAGUAUAGCGCAGCUGGUUAAAGGCUUGUUUGUCAGGUGAAAGGUCAGGGGAUCAAUUCCCCAUCGGAACUUAUGUUUUUUUUUAAUGUUUAGGUGGCGGCUCACCGUAUUGUCCUUGCGUUUACGUAGUGCAAGUUUUCGACGGCUCUCCGGCUUUCAAAGACGCAAGAAUUCGUUGCGGUGAUGAAGUUGUGGCGAUAAAUGGGAUAAAUGUGAAAGGAGAAAGGAAAUCGGCGGUUGCUCAGCUUAUACAAGUUUCUCUAAAUCCUGUGAAGGUUAGUUCGCCUCAGCGGGGAAUUGAACCCGUGACCUUUUGAUUUGUAAUGAAAGCUUUAACCUGUUGAGCCAAAAAAUCCACGAAUGGCGCAGCUGGUAAAUCAAUUGUCUAUGAGUUAAAAGGUCAGGGGAUCGAUCCCGUCACUGAACAAUCCCAAUUUUUUGUUUUUUUUAGAUCACGAUAAAUAAACUGGAAGAUGAUACAAGUAAGGGAAAAACGCUGGACAUAGUGAUAAAGAAGGUGAAGCAUAAAAUCGUCGAAUUUAUGGAUCAAGAUUCAGCGGACGCUUUGGGCCUUUCGCGGGCCAUUUUAUGUAAUGAUCCACUGGCGGCCAAGGAGAAAAUACUCGAGGAAAAUUCGGAAUUCUAUCGACAUUUGGUGGCCUAUUUUGGUGAUAUGUUUCAGUAUCAGGAAAGGAUUGCAGAAUGUCAGAAAGGUUGGUGAAGGUUUUGCCACGUGGAUUUAAGUUAGCUUAACUUGAAAGUUAUAAUUUUAUUUUGAUAUGGGGAUCUCAAUUUUAAAGUGUUUAGAGCUAGAUUUUAGUUAGCAAAAUUUUUGAAAUUGAAAAAUAGCAAACAAAAAUGUGAAAAAAAAUUAAAUUUAAAAAUUUUUUGCCACGUGGAAUAUGAAUAGUCGAUUUCAAAGCUGAAGGUGUUCAUUCAUUAAAAUUAAAAUUCUGAAAUUGAAAUUUUGCCACGUGGAUUUAAGUUAGCUUAACUUUAAAGUUAUAAUUUGAUUUUGAUACGGGGAUUUCAAUUUUAAAAAUUUACAGGGCUAGAUUUUAGUUAGCAAAACUUUUAAAUUUAAAAAAUAGCAAAAAAAGCGUGAAAAAAAAUGAAAUUUGAAAAAAUAAAAAAAUUUAGAAAUUUUACCACGUGGAUUUCGAAUUCAGAAAUUUUGCCACGUGGAUUCUAGUUAUCCUAAUUUCGAGCUUGUAUUCUGCCACGUGGCUUCUUCAAAAUUCGAAAUUUUCAGAAUUUGGCUCAAUUUUCUGCGAUCUCGCCGCUCACGAAAAACAACAAACUGCAAAUGAGGCUUUCAGCGCGUUUGGCGACAGACAUCGUCUAAUUUCCAAAAAACAGGUAGGUCAAAUUUUUUUUUGGAAAAAGAAAUCCUGGCGGCAAUUUCAAAAAUUCAAAAAAAAAAUUUCCAGUCCGAAUCCACGAUCCAGCUUCAAAAAAUGGUGUCGGAUUUGCAAGUUUACAUCGAUCAUGUUGUUCCGGACACCAGAUUGACUAUUAAAAAGUAAGUACUGUACCUUGAGCUACAGUACCCCUACAGUAACCUUUUUCCAGAUAUCUCGAUGUGAAAUACGAAUAUUUGUCAUAUUGUUUGAAGUUGAAGGAGAUGGAUGAUGAGGAAAAUGAGUUUAUUCAAAUUCAGGAACCACUAUAUCGAGUUGAAACCGGAAAUUAUGAGUAUAGGUGAGGAAUUGGUGCCACGUGGCAAGGAUUUUUGAAAUCGUGAUGUGAUUUGGAGCAUUUAGAGCCCAAACAUGAUACAUUAACCGCAAAAAUAGUCUAAAAUAGUCAUGUUUGAGCUCAAAAUGCUCCAAAUUUCCAGCUAAAUUUUUUGCCACGUGGCAUUUUUUAUUGAGUCUGAAAUUUGGAGCAUUUUGAGCCCAAACAUGACUAGGUUUUGAGUCUUUUGAGAAAAAAUGUCUGAAAAUGUUCCAAACCUAGUCAUGAUUGGGCUCAAAAUGCUUCAAAUGUCUAGCUGAAUCCAAAAAAAAAUCAAAAAUCUCCAGACUAAUGCUACGAUGUCGUCAAGAAUGUCGUCAACGUUUCGUUCAAAUGCGCAACGAUGUAAUGAUCAAAAUCGAGCUUUUGGAUCAAAAACACGUUCGCGACAUUGCUCAACAUUUGGCACAUUUCGCCAAAACCAUGGCAAAAUGUCAAGCGGAAUGCGCCGAGAUUCUCAAAAAUCAAAUCGAUGUGCCGAUUGAGAUCGAUUUGGAGCAAUUGAGCAUUUCGGAGAGGAAAGUGGUGGCAGCAUCGGAGCCGGAUUCGAGAGCUCAAGAGCUCGAGGUGGCUCAGGAGGCAGCUUUGAUUAGUGUCGAUGAUUUUGUGGUGGAAAAUGAGACAUUGUUGAGUUUUGAAGAGACGCAGGAUAAUCAAUUGUCGUUGAUUGAUAUUGAAUAA